AUGGAGGAUUUGAAAGAAACAAAAAGUGAUGAAGUGUUGGGAGCGAUCAGGGAAUAUUUUACGAACGAAGAAUUGGACGACUUGCCAGUAGCAUUGACAAAAAAUUAUCUGGAAGAUUCUUUAAGUGGAGCUUUUCUCUGCCCUGAACCCGAUUUCAUGAAAAAUAAAAAAAAAUUAUUGGAAAAUAAUGCAGCUGACUUAGAUGAUGAGAAAUGCGUGAAACCUACAUCUGUAGCUCCCAAAAGAAAAAAGGUUAAAACUAUGCUGCCUGUAAAAAUAAGUCCAGAAAGAAUCGCACCUAAUAAAAAAUCUUUCAAAGGGGAACAGCCGCCUGAAGGGAGAUAUAUAUCCUCUCUUGAUGACAAUCCCGUACCGAUUGGUUUGAAGGAUCGAGCUAAGAAAACGGUCCCGAAAGGAAUUUUGGAAGUUCGUCCCUCCCAAAUUCACGGAUUUGGAGUUUUCGCUGUGAGAAAUUUGAAUAUUGGAGUUUGGUUGGGACCAUAUGAGGGAAGUGUCACUACAAUUGAUGCGGAGACCGGAUAUGCCUGGAAAUUGCGAAAUGGUAAAUUGGAAGUUCGUUCAGUUUUAGAUAUCCACAGAGGGAUCACAAUUUAUAUGGUUUUGUCCAAUCUGAUAUUCCGAGAGAAUUUGGAAGUAGAAUGA
Leptinotarsa decemlineata (Colorado potato beetle) is the source of this 663-nucleotide messenger RNA. RefSeq lists its product as uncharacterized. The record is from RefSeq and is a predicted model, not a curated record. Lineage: Eukaryota; Metazoa; Arthropoda; Insecta; Coleoptera; Chrysomelidae.